UCCCCGUAGCCCCAGCGAGACCCAAAACUAGGCUGGACCCACGGGGCUUUUGCCAAGGCGCAGCCGUUUAGAGGGAUGUCGCUUCCAUGUCCGGAGUUCAGUUUGAACUUCUUUGACUUCUCCGCCGUGCCCCUAGUAAAUUCCUCGUUGAGAAAUCUUAUUUAUGUUGCAAGAUCCAAUCGGCCUCGUUACUCACUCCCCUCCUCAGUGCCCCCUGCCCCACUGAUUGGAGAAGGGAUGGGACAGACAUCCCGUUAGACGACUCUUCAUUUCCCACCCGCCUGCACUCGUUUGGGGCUUCAAAAUUCAUACCCCUUCCCCUACUUUUCAGCUUUUUUCUGUGUGUUGUCUACCCUCAUGAUUAGAUUGUAAGCUUCUUGAGGGCAUGCACUGGCUUUUUCAUAUUUGUGUCCCCAGCCCUUAAUAUAUGUAUAUUGACUAUUGAUUGACAUUUGGGAGUGAGUCACAGACAACCUACUAGAGUCAAAAGUAAAAACAGCCAGGCCACUUUUGCCCUACCCCUGUAACCCUGCAUCCCAGGUUUGAGGUAGAACGCUUCCUCUCCCUCUUCUACUACCCUUGGCCUCCUAUUGAAGCGAAGAGUUGGGGACUUGCUGGCCAGUUAUAUCCCAGAAGAUGAGGCAUUGAUGCUUCGAGAUGGACGAUUUGCCUGUGCUGUCUGUCCCCACCGCCCUGUAUUGGACACACUGACCAUGUUGACUGCUCACCGUUCAGGGAAGAGACACUUGGCCAGCCUGCAAGAUUUCUAUGGCAAGAAGCACCAGUGGAAAGGAGAAGAACAGAAUCCAAAACAGCAGGUAGAAUGGAGAACUGAGAAGACUGGGGACCAGGCUCCUCUGCUGACCCAGACCCGUUUAAUUACCCAAAGUGCCCUACGCAGAGCCCCGAAUUACAACAGUUGCUGUCGACGGCAGAGGAACAGACCAGAAGCUCCUUUGCCUUCAGUUCCCCACCUCCCAUCUAGGCCCCCCCAGUCUGAGGAACCUUCAGACAAGAAGGCUGGCAGAGCAUCUAAGUCUGAGGGUGAUAUACAGGCCAAAAGAGAUUCAGCAGCAGCCCCAACCCCUGUGCCCUUGAGUCCUGCCAGACGAAGAGCAUUGGACCAUUAUCUGACCCUGCGCAGCUCUGGUUGGAUCCAGGAUGGAAGAGGUCAGUGGGUAAAGGAUAAGAAUGUGGAGUUUGAUUCUGACGAAGAGGAACCCCCAGAUCUCCCCUUGGAUUGAUACUGACCUCCCCACCUAUUUUGUUUAAAUAAAUCAGGGAAGAUGCUAGGAACCUAAGUUCUUUCUUCCUCUAAGGUCUGGCUCUGUGUGCCAUACAACUAUCUCAGGUCCUUUUAACCCUGCAGGCUGCACAACUCCCUAUACCACACCCGCCCCUUCCAGAGCCAUGCCAAGCGUCAGCUGCACCCAGCCUUCUGCCCUAUUAAUAAAGUAUACGGGGCAGGACUCUGCCCUUUGAGUUGUCAGAUGCCUUCCCUACCUCAACUCCCCCUGUUUUCCCCUCCCAUUUCCACAGAGGCUUUUCCUGCUUUCCAGCAGGGCUUAGCCAAAUUCAGGAAAUACUGGAGGAGCCAACGCUGAGUGGAAAUAAAGAGGAUGUGUGUGUUGGGGCGGCUCAGAGGCGUAAGGGGGCUGGUAAAGGGAGGGAUUUCUCCCUCCCCUUCGAGGUAACCUGAGCCUAGAACCUCCUGAUCUCCGGGGUAUAAAUAAUCCUCUAGUGAACUGGCAGACACCCUGGGAAGGGGGGGGUUGGUGUUUAAUGCCAAGAUCACCUCCCCAUUUGCCCAGUCUCAGGCCAAAGAAAGCGGCAGGUGAAGUGGGCAAAAAGACUUUUAUUUACAGGAAGGGGAGAUGGGAAUUCUAGCAUCCAGGGGUCCCAACUUCAAACAAUGGGGAAGGACAGCAUUAUGUCUUCUUCUGCUGCCGACCUGUGGAAGUAGGAGGAGUCAGGAAAUGGGUCUAUACUCAAAGCUCUUGGCUUUGAGCCUAUUCAGGAGAAUAAUGUUCAUUUAUUAUUUCCUCCCCAGGAACCCCAUGGAAGGUAAUGUCUUAGGACAUCUAACUUCUGUGCUUCUCUAUCCCCUUAAUAAAACUGUCUUCAGCUUCCACAA
Vombatus ursinus (common wombat) is the source of this 2134-nucleotide messenger RNA. Its product is annotated as sodium channel modifier 1-like. Gene Ontology annotation, biological process: RNA splicing. Gene Ontology annotation, cellular component: nucleus. The transcript is spliced from 7 exons. Lineage: Eukaryota; Metazoa; Chordata; Mammalia; Diprotodontia; Vombatidae. The record is from RefSeq and is a predicted model, not a curated record. Bases 648 to 1244 code for a protein of 198 amino acids.